GAUCAGAUAUUUGUUGGUAUCAGCAGUGGAUAAACACAAAGUUUUUAUAAUUAAAUUCAAAUAAUUUUUAUAAAUCGGUAGAUAGAUCAAUUAAAAAAAAAAGCGAGUACCAUUCCAAGAAAAGAUUAAAAAAUUCAUAAAGUGGGUGCACUGUUCUUCCGUGUAUAAGAAAUCGGCACUUGGAGUGGGUUUAGCAAGCGCACAGAAAACAAUUGUUCAUCAAAAUCAGUGCGAUUUUGGGGGGUUUUCAUGUUAAUCGAACCAGCGUUUGCAGAUUUGCAUAUCCGGUGAUUAAUUUCGACAAAAAUCAGUGCGAUUUUGGGCGUUUGAUGGGAGUUUAAUUUGGUGUUUUUAUCAUGGUAAUGGGGAAAAUUUUCAAGGAUUCGCUUAAAGCUCUUGAAGCCGAUAUACAACAUGCCAAUACCCUGGCGUUAAGUUCCCCGCGGGACCAAGAUGGAGCAAGCCUUCAGAUGAGACUUUCUUUUAGCCCAGCUGUCGAUUUAUUCUCCUUUCUUUUUCCAUGGACUGAUUGCAAAAUGGCAGGCGCCCUUGGCUUGCUUCGGAUUUUCAUUUAUAUGACUUACGCGGAUGGCAAGACUACUAUGAGUGUUCAAGAAAGGAAAGCAAGCAUCAAACAAUUUUACGAUGUUAUAUUUCCUUCGAUAAUGCAACUCCAAAGUGGGAUAACGGACUUGGAAGAAAGGAAACAGAAAGAAAUAUGCUCGAGAAGAUAUUCAAGAAAGGACGGUUUCGACAAGGGAAAACUCUCGGAUGCCGAUGCCGAGAGAGAAUUCGAAUGUGGGAUUUGCAUGGAAACGAAUAGCAGAGUGGUGUUGCCAAACUGCAGCCAUUCUUUAUGCUUGAAGUGCUACCGAGAUUGGCAUGGGCGAUCGCGAUCAUGCCCUUUCUGUCGGGAUAGCCUGACAGAAGUGAAUGUAAGUGAUUUAUGGAUCUGCGUCGAAGCCGGUGAAAUCGUCGAUCUAAGCGUGAUCUCGAAAGAAAACAAGAAGAGGUUGUUCAUGUACAUAGAGAAGCUGCCUCUUGUGAUCCCAGGUUUUCUCUCUGAUUCCCAUCUGAAAUAAGACUAGUAGUUAAGGACAGGUCUUGUGUACAUAAUUUUUACAAAUUUGCAUUUUUUUGAGCUGUAAAUCCUUGUUUGAUUCCACUUCUCUUCUCUUAACAAAAUCGGAUUCCGAUCGUUAUUCUC
This is a messenger RNA of Cynara cardunculus var. scolymus (artichoke), 1207 nucleotides long. RefSeq names its product E3 ubiquitin-protein ligase AIRP2. Gene Ontology annotation, molecular function: ubiquitin protein ligase activity. Lineage: Eukaryota; Viridiplantae; Streptophyta; Magnoliopsida; Asterales; Asteraceae. Gene Ontology annotation, biological process: protein ubiquitination. The transcript is spliced from 5 exons. The record is from RefSeq and is a predicted model, not a curated record. The coding region runs from base 357 to 1082 and encodes 241 amino acids.